GGUUGAAGGAUCUAAUUAAAAUAAAGAAAAGAAAAAAAUAUAUCCGUUGGAGAAUCUCCAAAGAAGCACAUGGUAAGAGUGUAUGACAUUAGUCCACAAAAACAAUAAUAGCUAGUAGCUGUAUUGUAUUGUCUAUCUAUCUCGUUGGUUCAACUAAACAGUCAUUAUAUCAUAUUUACUUUCCUCCUCCUUUUGCACUUGUGCUGUGUCUCCUCACUCUUUUCCACACUCCUUCGGACAACUAAUUCCAUGGACUCCACUCUCCUUCACCACCACCACUACAUCUCCGCACUUGCUCUCUUCCUCUUUUCAGCUUCAUUGUUGUUGACGGCGGCUUCAUCCUUCGCCAUAAACUAUGGGCAGAUCGCAAACAACCUCCCACACCCAGAGUCAGUAAUCCCACUGGUGAAAUCAAUCGGGGCAACUCGUCUGAAGCUGUACGACGCCGACCCACGUGUCCUGAAAGCAUUUGCCAACACGGGGGUCGAAUUCAUAGUGGGCAUAGGGAAUGAAUACUUGGCCAACAUGGUAGAUCCGAAGCAAGCCCAAGCCUGGGUCAAGACCAACGUCCAGUGCUAUUUGCCCGCCACCAAAAUCACCUCCAUCGCUGUCGGUAACGAGGUUCUAACUUUCAACGACUCAACUCUUUCUUAUAACCUCCUCCCAGCCAUGGAAAACAUCCACACCGCCCUCGUUUCGCUCAAUCUCGACAAGCAGGUUAUGGUCACAACUGCACACAAUUUGGGUAUUCUAGAAGUUUCUUACCCUCCCUCCGCCGGCGCAUUCCGCCGGGAUCUGACUCAGAAGUUGUCCUGCAUACUUGACUUUCACUGCAAAGUGGGAUCCCCAUUCUUGAUUAACGCAUACCCAUACUUCGCCUACAAGGCCAACCCAAAGGAAAUAAAGUUGGAUUUCGUGCUGUUCGAAGGGUCCGGGAUUGUGGAUACGGGUUCGGGUCUCCACUACGAUAACAUGUUCCACGCCCAAAUCGACGCAGCGCAUUCAGCGAUGGAAAAGCUUGGUUACAAGAACGUGUGUUUGCAGAUCUCUGAGACGGGUUGGCCGUCAAAGGGUGACGGAGAUGAGGCCGGAGCAUCGCCGGAGAAUGCUAGAAAGUACAACGGGAAUUUGCUGAAGUUGAUUUCCGAGAAGAAGGGAACGCCAAAGAGGCCCAAUAUGGAUUUGAAUGUUUAUGUGUUUGCAUUGUUUAACGAGAAUCAGAAACCAGGUCCCACUUCCGAGAGAAACUUCGGUCUCUUUAAACCAGAUGGAACGCCGGUGUAUAAUCUUGGAUUCAAUGUCACCGGAUUGGGGAGUAUGAAUUCGCCGCCGAGCUCAAGUUCCGGCGGCAACUCCGGCGGGAACACACCGAUAUCUUUGCCGGCCGGUGGCCCUCCCUACUUGUCCAUUACUGCAGAUGACGCGGAACGACUUCCUAUUGGAGGGGCAUUAUUUGUAUUGUGCCUCAUUGUUUCAACUAUUCUUGCACUACAAUUUUGACAGCAUAAGGUAGGUAUUCUUAUCUCAAAGUUCCGGAAAUUCAACUGAGAGUUUGAAUUUGAAAAGAAUGGAUUCUUGUUCAUUUGCAUCUCUACACAAAAACAAAUUCUUAAUGGGAUAUGAUAAAAAGAUGCAGUAGUGCAGGCAAAUAAUGCCCUCUUGAGCUUUUCUUCUCUGUAAAUUUUGUCCGAGGACCGAGUUAUGUUCCUAUUGUAUUAUUAAUUACAACCUACAUUAUUUAUUAUUACAUGUAUGGACCCAUUCUUAUUCUAUUAGACUUUACUUAUUGUUCGUGUA
Messenger RNA from Erythranthe guttata (spotted monkey flower), 1797 nucleotides. RefSeq names its product glucan endo-1,3-beta-glucosidase 11. The record is from RefSeq and is a predicted model, not a curated record. Gene Ontology annotation, biological process: carbohydrate metabolic process. Gene Ontology annotation, molecular function: hydrolase activity, hydrolyzing O-glycosyl compounds. Lineage: Eukaryota; Viridiplantae; Streptophyta; Magnoliopsida; Lamiales; Phrymaceae.